Molecule: messenger RNA, 2475 nt
Organism: Erigeron canadensis
Lineage: Eukaryota; Viridiplantae; Streptophyta; Magnoliopsida; Asterales; Asteraceae
Product: probable leucine-rich repeat receptor-like protein kinase At1g35710
Exons: 1
Coding region: 1-2475 (824 amino acids)
Molecular function (GO): receptor serine/threonine kinase binding
Source: RefSeq, a predicted model, not a curated record
AUGAAGAUACUUUUAAUUCUCCUUAUAUUUGUCUUUUCAUCCUUUAAAAUUUCUACUUCACAAAAAAGAGAAACUGAAGAAGCUCUUCUCAAAUGGAAAACCAGCUUCAUUAACCAAAACAAUCCUCUACUAUCUUCAUGGUCACUUGAUAAUCAUAACCGGAACACGAAUUUUAGUACACUAUGCACAUGGUAUGGUGUUCGUUGCAACGAUCAUGGGAACGUAGAAAGGCUCAACCUUACGGCUUCUAGAUUGAACGGUACACUUGAUCAUUUCGCGUUUUCGUUAUUCACUAACCUUACACAUUUAGACCUUAGCAAAAAUGGGCUUUUUGGUUCCAUCCCAGAUGAAAUCAAAUAUCUUUAUAAACUUGUGUUUCUUGAUCUUUCGAAUAAUCGUUUUUCUGGAACAAUUCCUCAAGAAAUUGGAAUGUUAACAAAGCUAGAAACUCUUUCAUUGUAUUCCAAUCCUCUAGGAGGUAAUAUUCCUUUUUCUUUAAGAAAUAUGAGCAAUUUAGUUUAUCUAAGUGUGAAUGAUAAUAAGUUGUCUGGCCCUAUUCCUAGAGAGAUUGGAAAUCUAAUCAAUCUAGUGAAGGUCAAUAUAUCGUUUAACUGCCUAACAGGACCGAUACCAUCUAGUCUAGGAAAUCUAAGCAAGCUGUCUGAAUUGUAUCUUUAUCAAAACAAUCUUUCGGGUCUGAUUCCACCAUCUUUAGGAAAUUUGAGCUCGUUAAGGAUAUUAUAUGUAUAUAUGAACGAACUUUCUGGUCGAAUCCCUCAGGAGCUAGGAAACAUGAAGAAUCUCAUUGGGUUACAAAUAGGCCACAAUAAGCUCACGGGUUCCCUCCCCGGUUCUCUUAGCCAACUGCACAAGUUAGAGAUAUUGGAUGUACAUGAAAACUUUCUUUCGGGUGUCAUUCCACCAGAAUACGGAAAGUUGGAGUCUUUGAUUCAACUUUCCCUCAGCCACAACGAGUUUAGUGGUCAAAUCCCGGUUUCAAUUGGUAAUCUGAGCAAGUUAGAGCAGUUAUACCUUAAUGACAAUAAAUUUAAUGGUUCUAUUCCUGAAGAGUUGGGGAACUUGAGCUCUCUUGUUGAGAUGAUCUUGCUCCUUAAUCGGCUAAGAGGUCAGAUCCCAGAUUCACUUGGUAACCUCAAAAACUUGGAGCAAUUUGCGCUUCAUGACAACCGAUUUUCGGGGUAUUUUCCUGAAACAAUUAGCAAUUGCAAAAAGCUAAAAUAUUUGACUUUGAGCAAUAACUCGAUGAUAGGUCCCAUCCCUCAAUCGGUUUGCAAUUUGAAGUCCUUGGAGAUUCUUGACCUGGGGAGUAACCAAUUUAGUGGUGUGAUUCCGCAAUGUUUGGGUAAUUUCAGCCAUGCGCUCAAAGUGCUAGAUCUUCGGAUGAAUGAUUUCCAUGGAAAUGUUCCCAGAACAUUUCUUGAGAAAAACAACAAGUUAGCAAGUGUAAACUUCAACAGGAAUCGACUUCAAGGCUCGAUUCCUAGGUCUCUUAUGAAUUGUAAAAAUCUUGAAGUUCUAGAUUUUGGAAAUAACUUGUUAAUGGGUGGAUUUCCUCACUGGAUUGAUACACUUCCUGAACUCAAAGUUCUUGUCUUGCAAGGUAAUAAACUCGGAGGAAAAUUACCCAUAUCCAACACCAAAAGCCCAUUUCCAAAGCUGCGGAUCCUUGACUUAUCUAGCAACAACUUCACAGGUCUUCUUCCAUCGAGUUACUUCAAGAAAUUUAAAGGGAUGAUGGAUAUCGAUGUAGACCUGUCAAGACCACUAUAUAUGGGAGGAAACUUGUCAAUGUAUGAAGAUAGAGUAGAGCUAGUGGUGAAAGGAAGGAGACAAGAACUAGAGAGGAUCCUUGUAGUUUUCACUACCAUAGAUCUUUCGGGUAACAAAUUUGAAGGUGAGAUUCCUGACACCCUCGGAGGGUUAACUUCACUUCUGUUCCUCAAUCUAUCUCAUAAUACUCUCACGGGAGGAAUCCCGGUACACCUGAGCAGGCUUUCACAGCUUCAAGCGUUAGAUCUUUCGUCUAACAAGAUGGUAGGUGAAAUUCCUAUGCAACUAGCAUAUCUGACCUUUCUUUCUGUUGUAAAUUUUUCGCAAAAUCACCUUCAAGGACGCAUACCUCAAGGAGGACAGUUCAAUACUUUUGGAAACAGUUCGUAUUUAGGAAACAAUGGAUUAUGUGGGUUCCCAUUGACAAAGGAGUGUGGAGAAGAUGAAGUUCCGUUGUCACCCACUCCUGAAGAAGACGAUGAAGACUCGACAUUCUUUGAUGGAUUUACUUGGGAAUCUGUUGCAAUGGGGUAUGGAUUUGGGAUGUUAUUGGGAUUGGGUAUUGGAUGCCUAAUGUUUUAUUCGGGAAGGCCUAAAUGGGUUAUUAGGUUCACUGAAAGACAACAUUUCAGAUAUGGAAGAAAAUCGAGAAAGAGGUCCUGGAAUAACAGGUUUGGAAGCUAG